Messenger RNA from Lutzomyia longipalpis, 1886 nucleotides. RefSeq lists its product as uncharacterized. The record is from RefSeq and is a predicted model, not a curated record. Bases 254 to 1210 code for a protein of 318 amino acids. Gene Ontology annotation, biological process: DNA integration. NCBI's taxonomy places the organism in Eukaryota, Metazoa, Arthropoda, Insecta, Diptera, Psychodidae. Gene Ontology annotation, molecular function: nucleic acid binding. The transcript has 2 exons.
GCGGCUCGGUGGGAGAAUUGAUGCUGCCGACAAUUCUUAUGAGGCCAGACAUCCGAUUAUACUUCCAACCAGCAAAGUCGCAGAAUGGACCAUCUAUGCAGAACAUUCGAAUCUUUUACACGCUGGAAUCCAACACACACCUUUCUCCUUGAAACAAAAGUACUGGAUCCUUGGAGGUCGCCAAUUGGUCAGCAAACUUCUCGCGCAAUGUGUCAUCUGCAUCAAAGCUAAACCGAAAGUUUCGGAGCAACUGAUGGGAUCGCUGCCUCAAUGCAGAGUGACUUUGGAUUAUCCAUUUAAGCACACUGGCGUUGAUUUUACGGGGCACGUUAUGAUCAAAAGGACUCCGCGAGGUGUUGGACUAAAGGCCUAUGUGUGUAUAUUUGUGUGCAUGGCGAGUAAGGCAGUUCAUCUCGAAGUCGUCACAACACUUUCUUCGCAAGGAUUUUUGAGUGCCUUUCGACGAUUUAUUGCACGAAGAACCACGCCAGCCCAUAUGUACAGCGAUAAUGGUACCAACUUCGUUGGGGGAGCAAAGGAAUUGCAGCGAUUGUUCUCAGAUCACAAUGUUCAGAAGGAGGUGGUCGAUUUUUCAUCACCAAUGAAUAUUACAUGGCAUUUCAAUCCGCCCUCUGCCCCACACCAUGGAGGUCUGUGGGAGGCAGAAGUAAAGAGUUUCAAGCAUCAUUUCAAGAGAGUGAUCGGCUCAACUGUUCUGACUUAUGAAGAACUCAACACGGUGGUCGUCCAGAUUGAAGCAACACUGAAUAGUCGACCUCUUGUGGCUGUCCAAGACAAGCCCGGAGACAUUCAUUGUCUCACUCCUGGAGAUUUUCUUCAUCCAAAGGCACCCACACAACUUCCGGUUGCACAGGAUAUGCCCAAUAGUGUUGGCUACGUUCGUCGUUGGCACCUGUGCACCAAACUCAGAGAUGAUCUUCUACGUCGUUGGAAAUCGGAGUACCUUCACACUUUGCAACAGCGCCAUCGAUGGAACCUGCAACAUCCGGACAUCUCACCGAAGGAUGUCGUUUUGUUGAAGCAGGAAGCUAUGGGGAAUGUCGACUGGCCAAUGGGAAUUGUGGAGGAGGUAUAUCCAGCCAAAGGUGAUGGACACGUCAGAGUAGCACAGGUGUGGGUGAAGGGUAAGUCCAUUUUGAGACCGAUCACAAAACUUGUUAAACUCCCCAUUUAUCAAAAGGUAGAAUAGUUAUAUAUUAUAUAUUCCCCGUUUGAAUUAUCAUUAUUUGAAUUAUCACAUGAAAAUAUUGUAAAAUUGAAUUGUUAGUUAAACGCCCCUUGAAAGAAGGGGGAGGUUGUUAAGAAAAUCUUUAAGUUGUUAAGUUGUUAAGGAAUUUCGUUAUAUUAAGCUUCAAAUUCAAAUCUCAAGAGAGAGCAAUUAAUGGAUAAAAGAUUCUUUCAUGGGGCUCGGUCGCGCUGAGAUUCGCCACCCAAGAGACAAUGGGGCGCGCUUAUCAACUAGCAGUUAGUCGUGAACAAUACAUGAAGAGAAAAAGUGUGCCAAAAAUUGUAUUAAAGAAAUUCAUUAAAUUUGCACAAGUUAUUUCGAUUAAAUAUUGUGUUUUAUUAAAAGUUAAAUUGGAAUUUCCUGCACCGGAAGAAAAGGACAAAAUUUUUGAUCCUUCAAAUCACCAGAUAAAUUUUCUAAUAAUUCUGUGUGUCUAAUUAAAGGUACGCGGUACGCAAGCCGGCCCAAAGGACCAAGCUCAUAAUUCAUAUUUCAUUUUCUCAUAUCUCCCACAAGGGCUAAUCAAUUUUUAUUCCCGUGUCAUUGAAGGUAAAAUUCCAAACAAUAGGAAUUAUGAAUGAAAGAAUUAUUAAUAAUUAUUCAGUUUAUAUAAAAAUCAAUUAUUUAUUCAAAAUAU